UUACAGUUAACUGAUGUUUACAGUAAAAGAAUCGUUGGAUCAAAAGUCAUCAUAAAAAGCUUGAGGAAAGGAAGUUUAAUUGUUGACUUUGACCUCGUCAUACCAGACAGUCCAACAUCAAAAGUACUCGUCGUGGACACAGUGUAUAAGCUUGUGAAUGGUCUGGUAUUUGUAAACUUCUCGGGAGAAAUAGUCAACGUUAAUACUGCUUCAAUAGAACAUUCAACAUAUGGCGAAGUUAUUAUCACUAACUCAUCUGAUGGAUGCACUGUUGUAAACUCGCAAGGAGCCUGUGAUGUGGGUUAUACUUGUCAAGAAUUUGUCAAUCUGACAGUGGCUUGCAUGUAUGUACAAUUGUUCAUUGCAGAGAGGAAUCAGUGA
Molecule: messenger RNA, 381 nt
Organism: Saccostrea cuccullata (small rock oyster)
Lineage: Eukaryota; Metazoa; Mollusca; Bivalvia; Ostreida; Ostreidae
Exons: 4
Source: RefSeq, a predicted model, not a curated record